Messenger RNA from Glarea lozoyensis ATCC 20868, 1851 nucleotides. RefSeq lists its product as uncharacterized. The coding region runs from base 1 to 1851 and encodes 616 amino acids. The record is from RefSeq and is a predicted model, not a curated record. NCBI's taxonomy places the organism in Eukaryota, Fungi, Ascomycota, Leotiomycetes, Helotiales, Helotiaceae. The transcript has 4 exons.
AUGCCACCAAAAACAAAAGUCAACAACAAGCCAGACGUAAGAAUGAAGCAUGUUCCAGCAAUUAGCAUUCUGAUCGAGAACCUUGGGUUUCAACCCUCUGCUCGUACAGAGUCGGACGCCUUCAUCGGAGCAGUGCAUUCAUGGCGAAAGAACUACAAGACCGAGAAGGGCCUUCCCGGGAAUGAGCUGUUACAAUGGAAUAACCCAGAAAUUCAGCAUGAACUCGAGCGCAUGGCAGAGAAGUUUGUCGAGUAUAAUCUCGCCGGCGAGUUGGCGUGGUCAACGGAGCGAGACUGGUUCGAGGGCUCAGAACUUGAGUAUCCUGACGACAAAGAGGAAAUCAUCCGCAAUCUAAAACAGUUGUUCUGGAGACAAAAUAAAUACGCGGAGAAGAAUGCGAGUUAUAUACCUUCGCUUAGGGAUGGAGGAUCCAGCGCGUCUUCUGCAUCUGCAAAGGCUGCCAGGACGAAAACAAAUGUCUUUUCAACAAGCUCUAAUAGUUGCACUGAUUCGACAUCGAUAACAGAAAGUAGUAACAUUACUGCAAAGCACAAGCAGCCCGCAUCCACAACGACAAACGGGCAAGGCACAUCGACCACGAGACCUGCUCUUUCCGAUAUAUUCGACGGUCCAAACGAUUCAAACGUUGAUCCUACCGCAACGACUCCAUCGAAGAAAAGGGGGAGAAGUGAUGAUGAUUUUGAAACUUCACCACGUCGAACAUACAGAAAACGAGCUGCACCAAGCCGUCCUGGAUUUGUCCAAACAGAAGAAAUGGAUGAUAUUCUAUCAGAACCUGAUCAGAAUGUGAUGGAAAGUGUGGAACAGGUAGCAUCAUGUCAGCCCCGUCCGUUUGCAUCGCUGGAGCGCGAAUAUCGAGAAGCGGAGGCUCCUUGCGCGCCUGUAGCACCUAUGGGCAUUGGAGAACAAUCGACUGCUACUUCGCAUAUCCCGCAACUCGAUGCUAGCGCAGAUGAACCUAAUACGCGACCAAUGAAGUUGAAAUGUGUCGCAAAGCCAUCGUCACCGCAGUCAUCGAGCCCAAAGACAGCUACGGACUUUGGCGAGCAACAGUGGUUGGAGCAAACGAUCGCAUACUUUACGAAGAAAGACCGCCCAGUGACCGAAAAUUCGAACUCAAUAAGCAUGCAGUAUCAUGUUCCAUAUGUCGAAGACGAUGUAGAUCGAAGUGCUAGUACCUACGGCGUCCAAGUCAGAACUGGACCAAGCACGGAUGAAUCCGAACAAAGACUGAGAGCAACCAAGCAGCCAGAAGCAGCAUCACCACAUCGUAACUCGCAUAAAGUCACCGAAGUAGAUCAAUACCACUUGCAGGAAGAACUUGCACUCGAAAACAAUACAAAGUUGACGACGCCAAUGCCCAGCGUGGAACCACCUGUAUCCAAGACUCCUAUCAAGUCCUCUCCGCCAAACGAACCAUCGAAACCAUCAAAUCCAAAGAGCGGACCAUUACGUAUCCAACCCUGGAUCAUAACCCACAGUCCUCAAUACACGCAAGAACUCUGCUCGACACUCAAGUUCCAAGGUAUCUCUCUCGAGGCAUUCACAUCGAACGUAACCAGCUUCACGCAGAAUCAUGGCAUCCUCGAACAUUUCAAGCUGAACCUCCAAUCUCCCACAUCGCACACAAAGCUUACGGUAUAUCAAAAUGAUGAAGCUUCGUGGGUGGCUGCAAAGGAAGCAUUGGCGGAGAAUAUAAAGAAGGCGAAAUCGGAGGCGAGGAAGCUGGGGAAGAGCGAGACUCUGAAGAUUUUGGUGGAGCCGGUAUAUAGAGAACCCGUUGAUCUUAGUGGUAGUACUGAUGAUGAGGAUGAGGAGCUGGACUUUUGA